AUGAACGAAAAAGAAUGUGUUUCAUUUUAUAAUAUAAAAGACAAAAGAUCGACAGCUGUGAUCGGCCAUAGUCUUAAUAGAGGAGGUCGGGAAGGUACAUAUGUAAUGAUUUAAUUAGGACUAAAAAAAUUUUUGUACAGAUGUAAAAUAGCCCUACCCUAUUUUUUCUUUGCUGAUCCUUUAAUAUUAAUCUGUUUUUAAUUUUUUGAAAAAGGAUGUAUAGAAAGAUUGAAACCUCAUUCGACACUGACCAAGAUAUUUUGUGCAGCUAUUGCCAGUCUUGGUUUUAUUUGGAUGUCUAUUAAUAAUAAAGUAACAUGUUGCAUUGAAGAAUCUGAUGAUGACGAGAAUACUGAUAGUGAUACAACUAAAGGGAGAAGGAACCAAGCACAUGCAGUAAGAAAUAAGAUUAUAAAGUUUUCCAAGAAAUCUACGUCUGAAAAUGUCCUCGAGUCACUGCAAACUUGCCAUUGGCAAGACAACCUCCAAGUCUUACAGGAAAAAAUGAUUUUGUUAAAUAAUCCAAGGAGAAAAGAAAUAAUUCGUGGACUUCAAGCUGUUUUGCAAGAGAUGCUCAUAGAAGAACCCUUUGAUGGACCAAAUCCGCGAAUAGUUGGCUUCAUCCCAUUUGAUGAGGGUUUUGAAAUGUACAUGGGAUUUCAGUCAGUUCAAAAUUUAUCAGAACAAGCACGCUACGAUUUUCAGUGCGCGGUUCUUCACCCUAAGACAGGUUUAUGCGCAAACAUUGUGAAAUUUCCCAGCUCUGGAAAAAAAGUAAUCGUUUUACGCUCAGACAAAAGUCUUGAUUUUUCAAGAUUCUUUGACUUCCUUGCUCUAAACAUGACAACUAGCAGCAAAGAAGAAUUUUCAAAAAGCGGAGGUUGA
Messenger RNA from Paramuricea clavata, 885 nucleotides. Lineage: Eukaryota; Metazoa; Cnidaria; Anthozoa; Malacalcyonacea; Plexauridae. The record is from the annotation of a GenBank genome assembly.